Molecule: messenger RNA, 1027 nt
Organism: Pollicipes pollicipes
Lineage: Eukaryota; Metazoa; Arthropoda; Thecostraca; Pollicipedomorpha; Pollicipedidae
Gene: Prosbeta1
Product: proteasome beta1 subunit
Exons: 7
Coding region: 186-851 (221 amino acids)
Cellular component (GO): cytoplasm; proteasome core complex
Molecular function (GO): threonine-type endopeptidase activity
Source: RefSeq, a predicted model, not a curated record
CCUAAUGCCUGUAAGCGGAGAACGGCAUUGUUUGCAGCAAAGGCUUGGGGCGGUUUGGAACGUUAAUUGGUAGUGGGUGAGCGUGCGGCACUUCAUAUACUAUUAUUAACUUUUGCAGGUACCCGGAACACAGGGUGAAGUCUUCCGCCUGAACCGCACGUUCUGGAACAAAACACAUCAGCACCAUGAUGCAAACGGCGACCAGCUAUGCGGCUCCUCUGCCGGAGUGGCUCUCGGCUGAACACGACAUGGGUACGACGCUGGUGGCGGCCGAGUUCCCCGGCGGCGUGGUGAUCGGCGCCGACUCGCGCACCUCCACCGGCACAUACGUGGCCAACCGCGUCUCCAACAAGAUCACUCGGAUCACGGACUCGGUGUACUGCUGCCGCUCGGGCUCGGCCGCCGACACGCAGGCACUGGCCGACAUCGUCAGCUACCGCAUGGCCAUGCACGAGAUCGAGAUGGGUCAGCCGGCCCUUGUCAAGACGGUCAGCAACACCUUCCGCGAGAUGUGCUACCAGUACCGCGACGACCUGAUGGCCGGGAUUCUGUGCGCUGGAUACGACCGUGUCAACGGCGGCCAGAUCUACUCGAUCCCAAUCGGAGGCAUGAUGGUGCGUCAGAAGGUGGCCUCGGGCGGCUCGGGCAGCACCUACAUCUAUGGCUUCCUCGACAGCAACUACCGCCCCGACUUUAGCCAGGAAGACUGCGUCGACUUCAUCAGGCGCGCCGUGUCGCUGGCCAUCCACCGAGACGGCUCGAGCGGCGGCGUGUGCCGCGUGGCCAUCAUCACUGCCAACGGCGUGGAGCGGCGCACCUUCACCGGCCGCCAGCUGUUCGUGCCGCAGUAGCCAGCUCCCGUCCCGCCGUUCCGUGUCGCAGCGGCUGGGCCGCGGUGAUGGGGACCCCGCUCGCUGCUCGGGCUGCUGCGGAGCCGCCGGCGACGGACACAUCGCUGAGGGCGGUCUCAUCCGCAUUGUAUUUGAUCGGUUGAAAUAAAUACACCAACAACGUGCAACAGUCGCGA